This is a messenger RNA of Cetraspora pellucida, 516 nucleotides long. Lineage: Eukaryota; Fungi; Glomeromycota; Glomeromycetes; Diversisporales; Gigasporaceae. The record is from the annotation of a GenBank genome assembly.
AUGAAUUUGAUUCCACACGAUCCGUCAGUUAAUUUUACAGGAAACCAAAUUUCAGCUUCAGAUGUCGGAUGGUUUUUUGUACAUAACUAUUACGCAACUCUUACAACUAGACCGUGCGAUCUUUACUUGUAUUAUGGACGUAAUAGCAGAUUUACCCGAGGUGUUCAAGGAAGUGACUGUGUAUCGCAAGUGGUUGGGCAACAAGCCAUAAAACAACUAUUUUCACAACUUCAUUUAGAAAAUAGUCGCGCAGACAUAUCCUCCGUUGACACACAACCUUCUUCACACAGAGGAUUGUUCGUUCAAGUGAUUGGGUCGAUCUAUAACUAUAAUUCUCAGGAAUAUAAGACUAUUGCCGCUGUUGACAGUAAUCCUGAAGAUGCAACGAUAGGUGAUUCUUCACCUGACAGCAUUUCCAGCAAAAAUAAGAAAAAUCAUUUUGUCCAAACAUUUUUUCUUGUUCCUUGGGAAAAUGGGUUUUAUGUGUUGAAUAGCGUUUUAAGAUUUUUAAAUUGA